CGCAUAUACAGGAAAUAUCGCCUUGCGUAGCAAGUAGGAAGGCCGGUCCCCGUCUCUGCUCCUUGCCCGGCCACUCCAUUAUCAUCAUCAUCAUCAGGCAUUCUGCUCACACGAACCCUAAUUAAUCUCAUUUCUUUUUCUGUAAUUGUGUCAUUCACAUUGCUUGGCUACAACAUGCAGAAAAUAUAAUGCUUUUGUCGAUACGUUUGGGAAAGAAUCUUGCGUCCUUUUCUUUUGGUUACCACAAACGUACACGCUGAUAGAGUGGAAGGUUGAUUGACAAACUGCGCCGUCAUUGUGUCUGGCGAAAAGGAGCACCAAGGUUCAAGUUUUUCUUGGUUCCCUUGAUAAUAUAGCAAAAGAUAUUAGGUUACAAGUAACAUUUGGAGGGAAACAUGGCUAGCAGUGAAGAUAUUCUUCUGUCAGCUGUGCUCAAUCUUUUAUCUGCAUUUGCAUUUCUUGUGGCCUUUGCUAUUCUACGACUCCAGCCAAUCAACGACAGAGUGUACUUCUCAAAAUGGUAUCUGAAGGGCAUACGAGCAAGCCCGAGAAGUUCUGGAGCAUUUAUGAAAAAAUUUGUCAACUUGGACUGCAGAACAUACAUAAGGUUCUUGAAUUGGAUGCCUGCAGCUCUAAGAAUGCCGGAACCAGAGCUUAUCGAUCAUGCUGGUCUCGAUUCUGCCGUAUAUAUACGGAUAUACCUUCUUGGCUUGAAAAUCUUCGUUCCUAUCACACUACUUUCUUUUGGGGUUUUAGUACCUGUCAAUUGGACUGGGAAAUCAUUAGAGCACAUUGAGGAUCUAACAUUCAGCACUAUCGAUAAACUUUCGAUUUCCAAUGUUCCUUCUGGAUCACCGAGGUUUUGGGCGCAUCUGGUAAUGGCUUACGUGGUCACAUUUUGGACUUGCUAUAUACUGUACAAAGAAUAUCAUAUAAUAACAACCAUGAGGCUGCAGUUUCUGGCCUCUGAAAAUCGUCGUCCUGAUCAGUUUACUGUCCUUGUGAGGAAUGUCCCUCCAGAUCCAGAUGAAUCAGUGAGCGAGCAUGUCGAACAUUUCUUUUGUGUGAAUCAUCCAGAUCAUUAUCUAACACAGCAGGUUGUUUACAAUGCAAACAAUUUAGCUAAACUGGUGGAAAAGAAGAAGAGCUAUCGAAAUUGGCUUACAUACUACCAAACUAAGUAUGAGAGAAACCCUAAGAUUAAGCCAAAAACGAAGACAGGAUUUUGGGGUCUUUGGGGAAAAACUGUUGAUGCCAUCGAGUAUUAUACCGAAGAAAUUGAGAAGUUGAAUAAAGAUGAAGCUAUAGAAAGAGAAAAGGUAAUGAGUGAUCCCAAGGCAAUUGUUCCUGCAGCAUUCGUUUCUUUCAAAUCUCGUUGGGGAGCAGCUGUCUGUGCUCAAACACAACAAUCAAGUAACCCGACCAUUUGGUUGACACAAUGGGCUCCCGAACCACGUGACGUCUAUUGGGAUAAUCUAUCAAUACCAUUUGUUGAACUCAAUGUCCGCAAACUGCUAAUGGCUGUUGCUUUCUUCUUUCUUACAUUCUUUUUUAUGAUCCCUAUUGCAUUCGUUCAGUCUUUGGCAAGCAUUGAUGGUAUAGAGAAUAAACUUCCCGUGUUGAGGCCAUUGAUACAAAUUGAAGUUGUCAAAUCCUUUAUCCAAGGUGUUCUUCCUGGGAUUAUACUGAAGAUUUUUCUGGCUCUUCUUCCUAUGCUUCUAAUGGCCAUGUCCAAAAUAGAAGGUUAUACAUCACUUUCAUCUUUGGACAGAAGAUCAGCAACUAAAUAUCAUAUUUUUAUCCUUGUCAAUGUGUUCUUGGGAAGUAUCAUCACUGGAGCAGCAUUUGAGCAACUUCAGAGAUUCAUGGAAAAGCCUCCUUCAGAAAUUCCAAAAACGGUCGGUGUUGCUAUUCCAUUGAAGGCUACUUUCUUCAUUACCUACAUAAUGGUUGAUGGUUGGGCUGGAAUUGCUGCAGAGAUUCUUAGAUUGGUUCCUUUUGUUAUAUUUCAUCUUAAGAAUACUUUUCUGGUAAAGACAGAUCAGGAUAGACAGCAGGCGACAGAUCCCGGUUCAUUAAACUUCUCAGUAUCAGAGCCUCGCAUACAACUGUACUUCCUGCUAGGUCUUGUGUACUCAAUGGUCACACCUAUACUCCUACCUUUCAUCAUUGUCUUCUUCGCAUUUGCUUAUAUGGUUUUUCGCCAUCAGAUCAUUAAUGUGUACAAUCAGAAAUAUGAGAGCGGCGCUUCAUUUUGGCCAGAUGUCCAUCGUCGUAUACUUGUAGGUUUGGUGAUAUCCCAGCUCCUAUUGCUGGGUCUGUUGAGCAACAAAAAUGUUGCCAGAUCAACACCUGUACUGAUUGCACUUCCAAUUCUGACAAUCUGGUUCCAUAUAUUUUGCAAGGGCCGAUAUGAGUCAGCAUUUAUGAAAUUCCCGUUGCAGGAUGCAAUGGUGAAGGAUACACUAGAACGGGCGACAGAACCAACGCUUAAUUUAAAAGCAUAUCUGAAGGAUGCUUAUGUACACCCAGUUUUUAAAGGUGUGGAGUUAGACAGGCCGACAGCAAUUGACGAUGAGGAGAAUAAUCCACUUGUUGCUACCAAGAGAUCGCGUAGGAGUAGUAAGCCUCAUUCUGAAGAGGGCGCUGAGACACGGGCUGUAGAGUUAGUUGUCACCCGAAGCAGAUAGAAACAACUUCAGGAAGCGGUUGUAGUUUGUGUUGGGAUUUCUGCAGUAGAACAUAACACAAUCAGAAUGUACUGAAUGCUGAACUCAAACGCGCAGAGACGAUGAUGAUAUUUCAGGCUCCUGUAAAUGCUCACUAUAGGAGAAAGAAUUUUUUUAACUUGUUCACAGUAUCUGAUGUUUGUGCAGAAUCAAAGGCUAAAAGAAAGUGUUCAACCAAA
Capsicum annuum is the source of this 2908-nucleotide messenger RNA. RefSeq names its product CSC1-like protein At4g02900. The transcript is spliced from 13 exons. Bases 396 to 2690 code for a protein of 764 amino acids. Gene Ontology annotation, cellular component: plasma membrane. Gene Ontology annotation, molecular function: calcium-activated cation channel activity. Lineage: Eukaryota; Viridiplantae; Streptophyta; Magnoliopsida; Solanales; Solanaceae. The record is from RefSeq and is a predicted model, not a curated record.